Homo sapiens (human) is the source of this 3450-nucleotide messenger RNA. It is a transcript of the gene LRIG1, whose product is annotated as leucine rich repeats and immunoglobulin like domains 1. NCBI's taxonomy places the organism in Eukaryota, Metazoa, Chordata, Mammalia, Primates, Hominidae. Gene Ontology annotation, cellular component: plasma membrane. The record is from RefSeq and is marked validated.
UCUUUCCCAUAUCAGCAGCGACAGCUUCCUGUGUGACUGCCAGCUGAAGUGGCUGCCCCCGUGGCUAAUUGGCAGGAUGCUGCAGGCCUUUGUGACAGCCACCUGUGCCCACCCAGAAUCACUGAAGGGUCAGAGCAUUUUCUCUGUGCCACCAGAGAGUUUCGUGUGCGAUGACUUCCUGAAGCCACAGAUCAUCACCCAGCCAGAAACCACCAUGGCUAUGGUGGGCAAGGACAUCCGGUUUACAUGCUCAGCAGCCAGCAGCAGCAGCUCCCCCAUGACCUUUGCCUGGAAGAAAGACAAUGAAGUCCUGACCAAUGCAGACAUGGAGAACUUUGUCCACGUCCACGCGCAGGACGGGGAAGUGAUGGAGUACACCACCAUCCUGCACCUCCGUCAGGUCACUUUCGGGCACGAGGGCCGCUACCAAUGUGUCAUCACCAACCACUUUGGCUCCACCUAUUCACAUAAGGCCAGGCUCACCGUGAAUGUGUUGCCAUCAUUCACCAAAACGCCCCACGACAUAACCAUCCGGACCACCACCAUGGCCCGCCUCGAAUGUGCUGCCACAGGUCACCCAAACCCUCAGAUUGCCUGGCAGAAGGAUGGAGGCACGGAUUUCCCCGCUGCCCGUGAGCGACGCAUGCAUGUCAUGCCGGAUGACGACGUGUUUUUCAUCACUGAUGUGAAAAUAGAUGACGCAGGGGUUUACAGCUGUACUGCUCAGAACUCAGCCGGUUCUAUUUCAGCUAAUGCCACCCUGACUGUCCUAGAGACCCCAUCCUUGGUGGUCCCCUUGGAAGACCGUGUGGUAUCUGUGGGAGAAACAGUGGCCCUCCAAUGCAAAGCCACGGGGAACCCUCCGCCCCGCAUCACCUGGUUCAAGGGGGACCGCCCGCUGAGCCUCACUGAGCGGCACCACUUGACCCCUGACAACCAGCUCCUGGUGGUUCAGAACGUGGUGGCAGAGGAUGCGGGCCGAUAUACCUGUGAGAUGUCCAACACCCUGGGCACGGAGCGAGCUCACAGCCAGCUGAGCGUCCUGCCCGCAGCAGGCUGCAGGAAGGAUGGGACCACGGUAGGCAUCUUCACCAUUGCUGUCGUGAGCAGCAUCGUCCUGACGUCACUGGUCUGGGUGUGCAUCAUCUACCAGACCAGGAAGAAGAGUGAAGAGUACAGUGUCACCAACACAGAUGAAACCGUCGUGCCACCAGAUGUUCCAAGCUACCUCUCUUCUCAGGGGACCCUUUCUGACCGACAAGAAACCGUGGUCAGGACCGAGGGUGGCCCUCAGGCCAAUGGGCACAUUGAGAGCAAUGGUGUGUGUCCAAGAGAUGCAAGCCACUUUCCAGAGCCCGACACUCACAGCGUUGCCUGCAGGCAGCCAAAGCUCUGUGCUGGGUCUGCGUAUCACAAAGAGCCGUGGAAAGCGAUGGAGAAAGCUGAAGGGACACCUGGGCCACAUAAGAUGGAACACGGUGGCCGGGUCGUAUGCAGUGACUGCAACACCGAAGUGGACUGUUACUCCAGGGGACAAGCCUUCCACCCCCAGCCUGUGUCCAGAGACAGCGCACAGCCAAGUGCGCCAAAUGGCCCGGAGCCGGGUGGGAGUGACCAAGAGCAUUCUCCACAUCACCAGUGCAGCAGGACUGCCGCUGGGUCCUGCCCCGAGUGCCAAGGGUCGCUCUACCCCAGUAACCACGAUAGAAUGCUGACGGCUGUGAAGAAAAAGCCAAUGGCAUCUCUAGAUGGGAAAGGGGAUUCUUCCUGGACUUUAGCAAGGUUGUAUCACCCGGACUCCACAGAGCUACAGCCUGCAUCUUCAUUAACUUCAGGCAGUCCAGAGCGCGCGGAAGCCCAGUACUUGCUUGUUUCCAAUGGCCACCUCCCCAAAGCAUGUGACGCCAGUCCCGAGUCCACGCCACUGACAGGACAGCUCCCCGGGAAACAGAGGGUGCCACUGCUGUUGGCACCAAAAAGCUAGGUUUUGUCUACCUCAGUUCUUGUCAUACCAAUCUCUACGGGAAAGAGAGGUAGGAGAGGCUGCGAGGAAGCUUGGGUUCAAGCGUCACUCAUCUGUACAUAGUUGUAACUCCCAUGUGGAGUAUCAGUCGCUCACAGGACUUGGAUCUGAAGCACAGUAAACGCAAGAGGGGAUUUGUGUACAAAAGGCAAAAAAAGUAUUUGAUAUCAUUGUACAUAAGAGUUUUCAGAGAUUUCAUAUAUAUCUUUUACAGAGGCUAUUUUAAUCUUUAGUGCAUGGUUAACAGAAAAAAAUUAUACAAUUUUGACAAUAUUAUUUUUCGUAUCAGGUUGCUGUUUAAUUUUGGAGGGGGUGGGGAAAUAGUUCUGGUGCCUUAACGCAUGGCUGGAAUUUAUAGAGGCUACAACCACAUUUGUUCACAGGAGUUUUUGGUGCGGGGUGGGAAGGAUGGAAGGCCUUGGAUUUAUAUUGCACUUCAUAGACCCCUAGGCUGCUGUGCGGUGGGACUCCACAUGCGCCGGAAGGAGCUUCAGGUGAGCACUGCUCAUGUGUGGAUGCCCCUGCAACAGGCUUCCCUGUCUGUAGAGCCAGGGGUGCAAGUGCCAUCCACACUUGCAGUGAAUGGCUUUUCCUUUUAGGUUUAAGUCCUGUCUGUCUGUAAGGCGUAGAAUCUGUCCGUCUGUAAGGCGUAGAAUGAGGGUUGUUAAUCCAUCACAAGCAAAAGGUCAGAACAGUUAAACACUGCCUUUCCUCCUCCUCUUAUUUUAUGAUAAAAGCAAAUGUGGCCUUCUCAGUAUCAUUCGAUUGCUAUUUGAGACUUUUAAAUUAAGGUAAAGGCUGCUGGUGUUGGUACCUGUGGAUUUUUCUAUACUGAUGUUUUCGUUUUGCCAAUAUAAUGAGUAUUACAUUGGCCUUGGGGGACAGAAAGGAGGAAGUUCUGACUUUUCAGGGCUACCUUAUUUCUACUAAGGACCCAGAGCAGGCCUGUCCAUGCCAUUCCUUCGCACAGAUGAAACUGAGCUGGGACUGGAAAGGACAGCCCUUGACCUGGGUUCUGGGUAUAAUUUGCACUUUUGAGACUGGUAGCUAACCAUCUUAUGAGUGCCAAUGUGUCAUUUAGUAAAACUUAAAUAGAAACAAGGUCCUUCAAAUGUUCCUUUGGCCAAAAGCUGAAGGGAGUUACUGAGAAAAUAGUUAACAAUUACUGUCAGGUGUCAUCACUGUUCAAAAGGUAAGCACAUUUAGAAUUUUGUUCUUGACAGUUAACUGACUAAUCUUACUUCCACAAAAUAUGUGAAUUUGCUGCUUCUGAGAGGCAAUGUGAAAGAGGGAGUAUUACUUUUAUGUACAAAGUUAUUUAUUUAUAGAAAUUUUGGUACAGUGUACAUUGAAAACCAUGUAAAAUAUUGAAGUGUCUAACAAAUGGCAUUGAAGUGUCUUUAAUAAAGGUUCAUUUAUAAAUGUCA